AACUGAUAAGUUUGUUUUUUAAAUUCAAAUUUUAAAUUUUUAAAUUAAUGCGGUACAUCAGGCAAUCGAGUAAAAUAAUACAGUUGCAAUUUCGAACAUUUUUAAAAACAUAAUUAAUUAUAGUGACUUUUGUAAUUAUAGAUAUAUUUUUAAAAUAUAUAUUGUAGGAUUUAUUUUGAAUAAAUUAAGGAUUAUUUUUUUUUGACAAGACAUAAUUAGAUAAGAAAAUGAUGCUGAGACUGCUGAUCCUCUUUAUCGCGCUAUCGACAUCAUCAGCCGAGCAACGAAGACAAUUAACUGCUGAAGAAGAAAAAUGCUACAUCGAAAAUCCUGGGCUGCGUAACAGCUUUUCAUGGAUUGAUUACUUAGUAUUAUCAAUAAUGUUACUAGUAUCAUGUUUAAUUGGUACAUUUUAUGGUUUUUUUUCUAAAAAACAAGAAACAAGUAACGACUUUUUACUUGGCGGGUCCAGUAUCGGGACGAUACCGAUGGCGAUGUCUUUAGCUGCGAGUUUUAUAACUGCUAUUGAAUUACUUGGUAAUCCUGCUGAAAUGUAUAGUCAAGGCACGCAAUUUUGGAUGACUUGCAUAGCAUUUGUACUAGUGGUACCGAUAACUUCAAAACUCUACUUACCUGUAUUCAUGAGACUAAGAUUAACUUCGACCUACGAAUAUUUGAACCUCAGAUUCAAUCGUCAUUGCAGAUUAUUCGCAAGUGGGUUGUACAUGUUGCAAAUGAUUUUAUACUCAUCGGUUGCAGUUUACGCUCCAGCAUUAGCUUUAAGUCAUGUUACUGGGCUGGAUACUUAUCUCGCUGUCGCUCUAGUCUACGUCGUUUGUAUUUUCUACGCUUCACAAGGUGGAAUGAAAGCUGUUAUAAUGACAGAUACUUUUCAAGGGGUAGUACUGCUGCUGUCACUUUUUGUUGUCGUGGGUAUGGGCAUGAGUUUAGAAGGCGGGAUAUCGCAGGUUUGGAGUAAAAGUUUUGAAGCAAAUAGAAUUGAGUUCUUCAAUUUUGAUCCACGGCCGACUGUGAGACACAGCUUUUGGAGUGUUGUCAUUGGCGGGACUUUUUAUUGGGUCACUAUGUUCUGUAGUAAUCAAGCAUCUGUACAAAAAUAUCUUAGUGUACAAUCUAUAGGUCAAGUUAAUACAGCACUUUGGGUGUCAUCAUUAGCAUUGACUGUAAUUUAUACGAUAAAUUUCCUUACUGGCAUGAUACUUUACAGUGCAAAUAAAGGCUGCGAUCCACUAAACGCUGGAUAUAUAACCGGGCAAGAUCAAUCCUUACCCCUUUAUGUUAUGAAUUUUUUGGGUAGUUAUCCAGGUAUACCGGGACUUUUUGUUGCUGGUAUUUUUGCAGCUUCUCUUGGUACGGUAGCAAGCGCAUUGAACUCACUAGCCGCACUGACAUGUGAAGAUAUUCUUCAAGGAAUAUUAAAUAUCCAAGUACCAGCGAAAAAAGGAGCAGCUUACGCAAGAUGGAUUAGUAUUUUCUUUGGAAUAUUUAGCUUUGCUUUUAUUUUUGUUAUCGAACGUCUAGGCAGUGUUUUAGAGGUCGCUUUGUCGUUUAAUGGCAUGGUUGGUGGUGUUACACUGGGUAUGUUUUCGUUGGGAAUGUUUGUACCAUGGGCAAAUGCAAAAGGCGCAAUGACCGGUGCGAUAAGUGCUUUCUUGUUAGUAUUAUGGAUUGGUUUAGGAGCACAAAUAGCAGCUUUUAAUGGUUUAAUACACAUUCAAACAAAACAAGUGUCCGUUAGUUAUUGUCCUUGUAUUAACGAAACACUUUAUGAUCAAGAAAUCACUGAAGAUUAUUAUGAAAAUAAUCAAGUUUGGUCACUUUAUAAAAUAAGUUACUUGUGGUACAGCAUGAUCGGAUGUUGCGUAACAGUAUUAGUCGGAAGUGCUGUCAGUUUUAUGACAGUGCCCCAGGACCUUGAUGAACUGGACAGAAAUUUACUGAGUCCAGUGACAAAAUAUUAUAUUGGUAAUUCUUCAUCAGCAAUAAAAAAUAAAUUACCAAAUAACAAUAAUGUACAGGGUGUUACUAAUUUAGCCCUUGAAUUAUUCCUCGAAGAUGAAAGAAUAAAUCAAGAAGUUACCAAGAGUCCUAAGUAGUCAUCACUAAUUUUAGAAACGUCUCCAUGUCUAAAGAUAUUAAUCUCAGGAUUCUCAGGUUCUUCACUGAGAACUUUCAACUCAAAUCGGACAGGAAGUUCAUUCAUAAAAUAUCACCUGACGUCACAGUAGUGUCAUUAAUUAUUAAGUGUAAUCAAUCAAGUUCUUGGAAACUGUGAAGAGGAUUGUAUUUUAUUAAUAAGGAAAAAAAGUA
This is a messenger RNA of Microplitis demolitor, 2331 nucleotides long. RefSeq names its product sodium-coupled monocarboxylate transporter 1. Gene Ontology annotation, cellular component: membrane. Gene Ontology annotation, molecular function: symporter activity. The transcript is spliced from 9 exons. Gene Ontology annotation, biological process: transmembrane transport; sodium ion transport. The coding region runs from base 228 to 2117 and encodes 629 amino acids. The record is from RefSeq and is a predicted model, not a curated record. NCBI's taxonomy places the organism in Eukaryota, Metazoa, Arthropoda, Insecta, Hymenoptera, Braconidae.